Molecule: messenger RNA, 12921 nt
Organism: Urocitellus parryii (Arctic ground squirrel)
Lineage: Eukaryota; Metazoa; Chordata; Mammalia; Rodentia; Sciuridae
Gene: Nsd1
Product: nuclear receptor binding SET domain protein 1
Cellular component (GO): nucleus
Molecular function (GO): histone methyltransferase activity; protein binding
Source: RefSeq, a predicted model, not a curated record
AUAGGCCGGGGCAGGUCGCGCUUGCUGCCUUCCCUGAAGAGACGCGGGGGGAGGGGGGUGCGGCGAGCGGCUCCUCUCUCUCCCCACCGCUCCGCUCGCGCCCCAGUGUAAUGAGGGUCACCCCCUCCCCCCAGCUGGCCCGGGAGGGGGCGCGGGGCACGGUUGAUGCUGGCCCAGGAUGGAUCAGACCUGUGAACUAUCUAGAAGAAAUUGUCUGCUGCCCUUUUCCAAUCCAGUGAAUUUAGAUGCCCCUGCAGACAAGGACAGCCCUUUCGGUAAUGGUCAAUCCAAUUUUUCUGAGCCACUUAAUGGGUGUACUAUGCAGUUAUCGGCUGCCAGUGGAACAUCCCAAAAUGCUUAUGGACAAGAUUCUCCAUCUUGUUACAUUCCACUGCGGAGACUACAGGAUUUGGCCUCCAUGAUCAAUGUAGAAUAUUUAAAUGGGUCUGCUGAUGGAUCAGAAUCCUUUCAAGACCCUGAGAAAAGUGAUUCAAGAGCUCAGUCGCCAAUUGUUUGCACUUCCUUGAGUCCUGGUGGUCCAACAGCACUUGCUAUGAAACAGGAACCCUCUUGUAAUAACUCCCCUGAACUGCAGUUAAAAGUAACAAAGACGAUCAAGAAUGGCUUUCUGCACUUUGAGAAUUUUACUUGUGUGGACGAUGUAGAUUCUGAAAUGGACCCAGAACAGCCAGUCACAGAGGAUGAGAGUAUAGAGGAGAUCUUUGAGGAAACUCAGACCAAUGCCACCUGCAAUUAUGAGCCUAAAUCAGAGAAUGGUGUAGAAAUGGCCAUGGGAAGUGAACAAGACAGCACAACAGAGAGUAGACACGGUGCAGUCAAAUCGCCAUUCUUGCCAUUAGCUCCUCAAACUGAAACGCAGAAAAAUAAGCAAAGAAGUGAAGUGGACGGCAGCAAUGAAAAAACAGCCCUUCUCCCAGCCCCCUUUUCACUAGGAGAUACAAACGUUACCAUAGAAGAGCAAUUAAACUCAAUAAAUUUAUCUUUUCAGGAUGAUCCAGACUCCAGCACCAGUACAUUAGGAAACAUGCUAGAAUUACCUGGAACUUCAUCAUCAUCUACUUCACAGGAAUUGCCAUUUUGUCAACCCAAGAAAAAGUCUACACCACUGAAGUAUGAAGUUGGAGAUCUCAUUUGGGCAAAAUUCAAGAGACGCCCAUGGUGGCCCUGCAGGAUUUGUUCUGAUCCAUUGAUUAACACGCACUCAAAAAUGAAAGUUGCCAAUCGGAGACCAUAUCGGGAAUAUUACGUGGAGGCUUUUGGAGACCCUUCUGAAAGAGCCUGGGUGGCUGGAAAAGCAAUCGUCAUGUUUGAAGGCAGGCAUCAAUUUGAAGAACUACCUGUCCUUAGGAAAAGAGGAAAGCAGAAAGAAAAAGGAUAUAGGCAUAAGGUUCCUCAGAAAAUUUUGAGUAAAUGGGAAGCCAGUGUUGGUCUUGCUGAACAAUAUGAUGUUCCUAAAGGGUCAAAGAACCGAAAAUGUGUCACUAGUUCAGGCAAGUUGGACAGUGAGGAGGAUAUGCCAUUUGAGGACUGUGCAAAUGAUCCAGAAUCAGAACAUGAUCUGUUGCUUAAUGGCUGCUUGAAAUCUCUGGCUUUUGAUUCUGAGCAUUCUGCAGAUGAGAAGGAAAAGCCCUGUGCUAAGUCUCGAGCCAGAAAGAGCUCUGAUAAUCCAAAAAGGACUAGUGUGAAAAAAAGCGUCAUGCAAUUUGAAGCACAUAAGGAAGAACGGAGGGGUAAGAUUCCAGAGAACCUUGCCCUAAACUUUAUCUCUGGGGAUGUAUCUGAUAAGCAGGCCUCUAAUGAACUUUCAAGGAUAGCAAACAGCCUCACAGGGUCCAGCACUGCCCCAGGAAGUUUCCUGUUUUCUUCGUGUGGCAAAAACAGUGCAAAGAAAGAAUUUGAGACUCCAAAUUGUGAUUCUUUAUUGGGCUUGUCUGAGGGUGCCUUGAUCUCUAAACAUUCUGGGGAGAAAAAGAAACUUCAGCGAGGUCUGGUGUGUAGUUCAAAAGUACAGCUCUGUUAUAUUGGAGCUGGUGAUGAGGAAAAGCGAAGCGAUUCCAUCAGUAUCUGUACCACUUCUGAUGAUGGAAGUAGUGAUCUGGACCCUGUAGAACACAGCUCAGAGUCUGAUAACAGUGUCCUUGAAAUUACAGAUACGUUUGAUAGAAGAGAGAACAUGUUAUCCAUGCAGAAAAAUGAAAAGAUGAAGUAUUCUAGGUAUCCUGCCACAAACACUAGGGUGAAAGCAAAACAGAAAUCUCUGAUUAACUCACAUACAGACCACUUACUAGAUUGUACAAAGACAGUAGAUCCUGGAACUGAGACAUCUCAGGUUAAUCUCACUGAUAUUAAAGUGUCCACUCUCGUCCACAAAACCCAAUCGGAGUUUAGAAAUGAUGGUCUCUCUCCAAAACUUAACACACCAUCAAGCAUUUCCAGUGAAAACACACUGAUAAAGGGUGGUACUACAAAUCAAGCUCUGUUACAUUUGAAAAGCAAACAGCCCAAGUUCCGAAGUAUAAAGUGUAAACAUAAAGAAAAUCCAGUUAUAGUAGAACCCCAAGGUACAAAUGAGGACUGUGGUUUGAAAUGCUUCUCUUCUGAUACCAAAGGCUCUCCUUUGGCCAGCAUUUCUAAAACUGGAAAGGUGGAUGGGCUAAAACUACUGAACAACAUGCAUGAGAAAACCAGGGAUUCAAGUGACAUAGAAACAGCAGUAGUUAAACAUGUUCUAUCUGAAUUGAAGGAACUCUCUUACAGAUCCUUAAGUGAUGAUGUCAGUGACUCUGGAACAUCAAAGCCAUCAAAACCGUUACUUUUUUCUUCUGCUUCUAGUCAGAAUCAUAUACCUAUUGAACCAGACUACAAGUUUAGUACAUUGCUAAUGAUGUUGAAAGAUAUGCAUGAUAGUAAGACCAAGGAGCAAAGGUUGAUGACUGCUCAAAAUUUGGUCUCUUAUCGAAGUCCUGUUCGUGGCGACUGUUCUACUACCAGUAGUCCUGUGGCAGCAUCUAAGGUUUUGGUUUCAGGAGGCUCCACCCACAAUUCAGAAAAAAAUGGAGAGGGCACUCAGGACUCAGCCCAUCCUAACUCUAGUGGUGACUCUGUGCUCUCUGGGGAAUUGUCUGCCUCCUUGCCUGGCAUAGUGUCUGACAUACGAGACCUUCCUGCUUCUGGCAAAAGUCGUCCCAACUGUGUUACCAGGCGCAACUGUGCCCGAUCAAAACCAUCCUCCAAAUUUCGAGAUGUGUUUUCAGCCCAGGUGGCAAAGAAUACAAUGAACCGGAAAGCCUUAAAGACAGAGCGAAAAAGAAAACUGAACCAGAACCGGCUUCCAGCUGUGACUCUGGAGACUGCACUGCAGGGAGACACAGAGAGUGGAUGCUCUGUGAAUGGCCCAUCCAAGGGUGGGGUAGAAGAUCUUGGUAAAGAAGAAACUCUUCAAUUAACAGGACAUUUAAAAAGUGAAGAUGCUCAGUUUUCUGAUGUACAUUUUGAUAAACAGUCUGAACCUGAUAAAAUUCUUGUAAAGGGUUCCCCCUUUGAGAACAGAAAAGGCCCAGAGCUGGACUCUGAAAUGAAUAGUGAGAAUGAUGAACUAAAUGGGGUAAAUCAAGUGGUGCCUAAAAAGCGGUGGCAGCGUUUAAACCAAAGGCGCACAAAACCUGGAAAGCGCACUAACAGGUUUAAGGAGAAAGAGAACUCUGAGGGUGCCUUUGGGGUCUUGCUUCCUAGUGACCCUGUUCAGAAGGGUCGGGAUGAUUUCCCAGAGAAUAGAACUCCAACAUCUACAAACAUACUAGAGGACUCACUGACAGAUCCAAAUCAUGCUAGCCACUUAGAUUCAGUUGGUCCGCCCUUGAAUGUUUGUGAUAAAUCCAGUGCAAGCGUGGAAGAUAUGGAAAAGGAGCCAGUAAUUCCCAGUUUGACACCCCAGGCUGAGCUCCCUGAACCAGCUGUGCGAUCAGAGAAGAAACGCCUCAGGAAGCCCAGCAAGUGGCUUCUGGAAUAUACAGAAGAAUAUGAUCAGAUAUUUGCUCCUAAGAAAAAAAAGAAGGUACAGGAACAGGUACACAAGGUAAGUUCCCGCUGUGAAGAGGAAAACCUUGUAGCCCGAUGUCGAACUAGUGCUCAGAACAAGCAGGUGGAUGAGAAUUCUUUGAUUUCAACCAAAGAAGAGCCUCCAGUUCUUGAAAGGGAGGCUCCAUUUUUGGAGGGUCCCUUGGCUCAGUCAGAACUUGGAGGUGGACAUGCUGAGUUGCCACAGCUAACCUUGUCUGUUCCUGUGGCUCCAGAAGUCUCCCUACGACCUGCCCUUGAGUCUGAGGAAUUGCUUGUUAAAACACCAGGAAAUUAUGAAAGUAAGCGUCAAAGAAAACCAACAAAGAAACUUCUUGAAUCCAAUGAUUUAGACCCUGGAUUUAUGCCUAAGAAGGGAGACCUUGGCUUUUCUAAAAAGUGUUAUGAUGCUGGUCACUUCGAGAAUGGCAUUUCUAAUUCAUGUGCUGCAUCUCAUUUAAAAGAGUUUGUUGGAGGCACUACCAAGAUAUUUGAUAAGCCAAGAAAGCGAAAACGACAGAGGCAUGUUACAACUAAAGUGCAGUGUAAAAAAGUGAAAAAUGAUGACUCAUCAAAAGGAAUUCCAAACUCAGAGGGAGAACUGAUGACUCACAGGACGGAUGCAACUCCCAAGGAGACUGUUGAGGAGGGUGUAGAACAUGACUCUGGAAUGUCUGCAUCUAAAAAAAUGCAGGGUGAACGAGGUGGAGGAGCUGCCCUCAAGGAGAAUGUUUGUCAGAACUGUGAGAAACUUGGUGAGCUGCUCUUAUGUGAGGCUCAGUGCUGUGGGGCUUUCCAUCUGGAGUGCCUUGGCUUAACUGAGAUGCCAAGAGGAAAAUUUAUCUGCAAUGAAUGUCGCACAGGAAUUCAUACCUGUUUUGUAUGUAAGCAAAGUGGGGAAGAUGUUAAAAGGUGCCUUUUGCCUUUGUGUGGAAAAUUUUACCAUGAAGAAUGUGUCCAGAAAUACCCACCAACUGUCAUGCAGAACAAGGGCUUUCGGUGCUCCCUCCACAUCUGUAUAACCUGCCAUGCUGCUAAUCCAGCCAGUGUUUCUGCAUCUAAAGGUCGUCUGAUGCGCUGUGUCCGCUGCCCUGUGGCAUACCAUGCUAAUGAUUUUUGUCUGGCUGCUGGGUCAAAGAUCCUUGCAUCUAAUAGUAUCAUCUGCCCUAAUCACUUUACCCCUAGGCGGGGCUGUCGAAAUCAUGAGCAUGUUAAUGUCAGCUGGUGUUUUGUAUGCUCAGAAGGAGGCAGCCUUCUGUGCUGUGAUUCUUGCCCUGCUGCUUUUCAUCGUGAAUGCCUGAAUAUUGAUAUCCCUGAAGGAAACUGGUAUUGCAAUGACUGUAAGGCAGGCAAAAAGCCACACUAUAGGGAGAUCGUGUGGGUAAAAGUUGGACGAUACAGGUGGUGGCCAGCUGAGAUCUGCCAUCCUCGAGCUGUUCCUUCCAAUAUUGAUAAGAUGAGACAUGAUGUGGGAGAGUUCCCUGUGCUCUUCUUUGGGUCCAAUGACUAUCUGUGGACUCAUCAGGCCCGAGUCUUUCCUUACAUGGAGGGAGAUGUGAGCAGCAAGGAUAAGAUGGGCAAAGGAGUGGAUGGAACAUAUAAAAAAGCUCUUCAGGAAGCUGCAGCAAGGUUUGAAGAGUUAAAAGCCCAGAAAGAGCUAAGACAGCUGCAGGAAGAUCGAAAGAAUGACAAAAAACCACCGCCUUAUAAACACAUAAAGGUUAACCGUCCUAUUGGCAGGGUACAGAUCUUUACUGCGGACUUGUCGGAAAUUCCCCGUUGCAACUGUAAAGCUACUGAUGAGAACCCCUGUGGGAUAGACUCUGAGUGCAUCAACCGCAUGCUGCUUUAUGAGUGUCACCCUACAGUAUGUCCUGCUGGAGGGCGUUGUCAAAAUCAGUGCUUCAGCAAGCGCCAGUAUCCAGAGGUUGAAAUUUUCCGCACAUUACAGAGGGGCUGGGGACUUCGGACAAAAACAGAUAUUAAAAAGGGUGAAUUUGUGAAUGAAUAUGUGGGUGAACUAAUAGAUGAAGAAGAGUGCAGAGCUCGAAUACGUUAUGCCCAAGAACAUGAUAUCACUAAUUUUUAUAUGCUUACCCUAGACAAAGACCGAAUCAUUGAUGCUGGUCCCAAAGGAAACUAUGCUCGCUUCAUGAAUCAUUGCUGCCAGCCUAACUGUGAAACACAGAAGUGGUCUGUGAAUGGUGAUACCCGUGUUGGACUUUUUGCCCUGAGUGACAUUAAAGCAGGCACUGAACUUACCUUCAAUUACAACUUAGAAUGUCUUGGGAACGGAAAGACUGUUUGCAAAUGUGGAGCCCCAAACUGCAGUGGCUUCUUGGGUGUCAGACCAAAGAAUCAACCUAUUGCUACAGAAGAAAAAUCAAAGAAAUUCAAGAAGAAGCAACAGGGGAAGCGCAGGAGCCAGGGUGAAAUCACUAAGGAACGAGAAGAUGAAUGUUUCAGCUGUGGGGAUGCUGGUCAGCUCGUCUCCUGCAAGAAACCAGGCUGCCCAAAAGUUUACCAUGCAGACUGUCUUAAUCUGACCAAGAGACCAGCAGGGAAGUGGGAGUGCCCUUGGCACCAAUGUGACGUCUGUGGGAAAGAAGCAGCCUCCUUCUGUGAGAUGUGCCCCAGCUCUUUUUGCAAGCAGCAUCGGGAAGGGAUGCUCUUCAUUUCCAAACUUGAUGGGCGUCUGUCUUGUACUGAACAUGACCCCUGUGGGCCCAACCCUCUGGAACCUGGGGAGAUCCGUGAGUAUGUGCCUCCCCCAGUGCCGAUGCCUCCAAGCCCCAGCUCACGCCUGGCAGAGCAAUCAUCAGAAAUGGCUGCUCAGGGGCCCAAGAUGUCAGAUAAGCCACCUGCUGAUGCCCAUCAGACGCUGCCACUCUCCAAAAAAGCUUUGGCAGGGACUUGUCAGARGCCAGUGCUAUCUGAAAGACCUCUGGAGAGAACUGACUCCAGCUCCCAGCUUUUAGAUAGGGUCAGAGACUUUGCAGGAUCAGGGACCAAAUCCCAGUCCUUGGUAUCCAGCCAGAGACCACUGGACAGACCACCAGCCGUGGAAGGACCAAGACCUCUGCUAUCUGACAAACCCUCUCCAGUGACCAGCCCAAGCUCCUCACCCUCAGUCAGGUCCCAACCACUGGAAAGACCUCUGGGGACAGCUGACCCAAGGCUGGAUAAAUCCAUAGGUGCUGCCAGCCCAAGGCCCCAUUCACUGGAGAAAGCCCCAGCCCCAACUGGCCUGAGACUUCCACCAACAGACAGACUGCUAGUCACCAGUAGUCCUAAACCCCCAACUUUCGACAGGCCCCCAGACAAAUCCCAUGCCUCUUUGUCCCAGAGACUUCCACCUCCUGAGAAAGUACUAUCAGCUGUGGUGCAGACCCUGGUAGCUAAAGAAAAAGCACUGAGGCCCGUGGACCAGAAUACUCAGUCAAAAAACAGAGCUGCUUUAGUGAUGGAUCUCAUAGACUUAACUCCUCGCCAGAAGGAGCGGGCAACUUCUCCUCAUGAGAUCACACCACAGGCUGAGGAAAAGGUGCCUGCGUUGGAGUCCAGCUCAUGGUCUGCCAGCAAAGGUCUGGGGCAUAUGUCUCGAGCUCUGGAUAAAGGCAGUGUGUCAGAUCCUCUUCUCCAACCAUCUGGGAAAACAGCACUCCCUUCAGAGCACCCCUGGCAAGCUGUUAAAUCACUCACCCAGGCCAGACUUCUUUCUCAGCCUCCUGCCAAGGCUUUUUUAUAUGAGCCAGCAACUCAGGCCUCAGGAAGAGUUCCUGCAGGGGCUGAGCAGACCCCAGGGCCUCCCAGUCAAGCAUCAGGCCUGGUGAAGCAGAUGGCCGGAGGUCAGCAACUACCUGGAUUUGCUGCCAAGAGUGGGCAGUCCUUCAGGUCUCUUGGGAAGGCCCCAGCCUCCCUCUCCACUGAAGAGAAGAAGUUGGCAACCACAGAACAGAGUCCUUGGUCCCUGGGAAAAACUUCAUCAGGGGCAGGGCUCUGGCCCAUAGUGGCUGGACAGACGUUGGCGCAGUCUUGCUGGUCUGCUGGAAGCACACAGACAUUGGCACAGACUUGCUGGUCCCUUGGAAGAGGGCAAGACCCCAAACCAGAGCAAAAUACACUUCCAGCUCUUAAUCAGGCUCCUUCCAAUCACAAGUGUGCAGAGUCAGAACAGAAAUAAUACCAGUAAAUGUUAUAUGACCUUACAAGCUGCCCCCAGGGUACCAUUUGGAGAGGGGAAUCUUUGUUUCUUCUUUUUGCCCCUUGAAAAACAGACCUACCCAACACUUUUCCACUGUUAUUCUUUCCUUAUAUCCCAACACUCAGAACUCUUGUGACAUUAGCCAGUGGGGGCUUAUGGUUGUGUGAACCAUGUAUGGAAAUCCAGUUGGCUCCAGCCAAGGAGACAGACAAACUUGAGUCUCUUGCCCCCAACUUUUACACAUGGUCAACUUAAAAUAAAAAGUCCACUUUGGAGUCAAGCAUGGAAUUCAAUCCCGCUGGUCAAGUUGGAAAGUUUAAUGGGCUCUUGGAGCUAUUCCCCAGCCCAACAGAGCUCUGUGGAAGAUACCCUUAGAACCCGUGGGAGGAACUGAUGUUCAUUCAAAUCAGUGGCCACUCCCUGAGCAUUCAUAUGUGCUAGGCCAGGGCUAGUCACUGAUGAGUGAUACAGAGAUACAUAAGAUUUGAUCCAUGAGAGCCUAACUUUUCUGCCUGGGUUUCCAGGCUGCUUUCAAGAACUUUUGACCAGGAAACAGUAGGAAAUACUGAGGGGCCCUGGGUUUCCAUGCUCAUUUUGAAAUGUUCUUUGUGGCUAUGGUGAGCAAGUAUCUCCUGGUUGGGACAUGCAUGCAUGUAUGUACAUGCAUGUAUCUUCAAAGCUCUCCUCUAUAGGCAGAAGGGUACUGUAUCAAGGCCAAAGAGGACUGUUGGCUGGCACAUCUAUGCUGCUUCUAUCUACAUUGUGCAAAGUCUGAAGACUUGUACUUGGAGCAGCAGCUAGCUAGUAGAGGGAGCUUGACUAUGAGAAUGUAGCUUUCCAGCAGUGGAAUUAGGCAAUUGGCAAGCUUAACUUUCUUUCUACCAGUUUUCCUCCUUUUACAUAAACCCACCCUGUUCCCAUUUCCUCAAACACUCAGGUGCUUUCAGAUUUCAGUCUCGGGCAGUGGACAUAGGGAAUUUCUGGCAAGCUCUUGUCUAGACAUACCAGCUUUAGGAAGGGUGCCAGAUGCUGAUGGAAAAUUAUUUCUCCCCUGGUCCUUUGCCCACCUAACUGAAUUGAGGGAGCUAGUUCUUCACCUCCCUGAGAAUUGCUGUGCUCUCUAUUGAGAUCACCUGCCUGCUGACUUAGCUCAAGGCAAGCCAGAAUCCUUCCCUAAGACUGGAGAGAUGUGUUGUGUGGAGCAAUGUCCAGUCUAAGAGAUGACUCCUCAUAACUGCUGAUUAUCUGUUACUGCUGCCCUGAGCUGGGGCCCAAGGGCUGGGAAAUCUGUUGGUGCUACCCUGCCCUAUCAUUCACCCAGCUCACUGACUGCCAACAGGAAAUGCUGUUUGGCUCGUUUUCUCCCAAUCACCCACCCCACCUUUGUCCCUAGACCAAACAUGUUUACCUCUCUGCUUUGCCAACUCAGCCAGCAGCUUUAGCCAACAGGCCAUCUUCUGGCCCAAAUGUCUCCCAGCCUUUCUGUCUCAGUUAAUGACUUUUACACUCUGAACAGGAUUCUGUAUUUUGUCCCAGUUUCCUUCUCCUAAGUUCUUACUGAAUUCCCAUCACUUCCAAGGGGAAGGAAUAAUAGUUAUAGAAGCAUUUGCGCUUUAUAAAAAGAUUGAAAAUAGAAUCUACUUUUAUUUCCCAAAGUCUGUCUCUGGGAUUGAGACACAUGAACUCAGGCAGAGGGAUGCGGCCGGGCAGGGCUGUCCCAAAUUUAGGGGCCUAUCCCUGCACUUCACUGAGACCUCAGAAUCUCCUCUGAAUUCCACCUGCCUAGUUCUCCCCUUUCAUCCUCUCUUCCCACAUCAUCAAAGAGGAAAAUCUUUGUUCAAAUGGAAGAGAAAACGUAAAGCAUAUUAUUAUUUUCUUUUAAAUAAUUUUAAACCAUGAAAAAGAUAUUUUUAACAAAAUUCACCCAGAACAUUACAGUUCAUUAUAUUAAGUAUUUAUCAUGUGUGAGAAUAAUAAAUAUAUAACUGCAGCUAGUAGGCCCCUUUCCUAAUCUCUUAGAUUGUGUGAAUAGGUUUGCUUGGUGCCAGUCCUGUGCCUGUUGCUCUCCUGUCAUCUGUAGUUGUGAUCAGAAAAAGAUAUCUGCACUGCACUGUCAAAAAAAAUCCUUUCACUAUGUUAUGUGUUCAAUUACCGUAGCUCUUUGUUUCAUGAAAUAAACUGUGAAUUUGGGCGGGUGGGGGGCGUGCAGGCUAUGUAAAAAAUUUAAGUGGAGAAGUUUGAUCCCAAACUAGCUUCUCUGAAGUAGGCUUUGGUAGGUAAUUGACUGACAGCUUUCUAGAAAUGUCUCACAGGACAGGAGGAAGUGAGAGAUAAGGGGCCGUGCCACUUUAGGCUACUUUCUGGUUUUGUUUUGGUUCUUUCCAUUCUCCACCAUUCACUGGAGGCUUGGUUCUAGAGCUGCCUGGGAAAACAACUUGAGCUAUGCACUUGGUUGGAGGGGACAGUUCUUAAUGGAUGGAUAGCCAGGCCUUUGCCCAGGGCUACUGAAAAGACUAAGGUUGUUGAAUGGAAACUAGAAAUUUGAGCCUUUGGGCCCACUGAUAAUGUAUGUGAAAUUGGAGAGUUGAAAUCAUGGAAGCACUCACUAUCCAAUAGAAGCAGAGUCAACAAAACUGCUCGAAAAUGACUYAUUAUGAAGGUGGGGAAAGGAUGACCCUACACCCAUUUUUGGUUUCAGGAAAAGUCAGCAAUGAGACCUUUCUUCAAGGGAGUUUGAAUUGGCAGUUAAAAGGAAUUCUUAUAUCUUAGAAACUUCUGAUCCUUGUGCAGGAUGGUAUAUUUUGGUGUUUGUUAUUUGGCUAAGUGCUUGGAAACUAGGAGCUCAAGAGAGUCUACCUGUGAGUAAGCUCCCCAGCCAGGAAGUAUUUUCAAGGGGCAAGCCAAAGGUGGAAAUGCCCCAUAGGUAGCUAGAAAACUAAUACCUCUCCUAGCCCUGUUAAGUCAGGAAAAUAAAAAAUUAUGGAAACUGUUGAAAUUUACAUUCAAAGCCUCAUUUGCUCCGCAUGUAGGAGCCAACCCCCCUUCUAAAAGAAAAUAGCUAUUAUUGCUACAAAAGCAUCCAUAUUUUUAGAAAUAUGCUUUCCUCUAAAGUUAUUGAGUUCAACAUUAACUUAAAUCACUGUGUCAAUCCUCUGCUAAACCAAAUCCACAUUUCUGACAUUAAUGAUAAGAUUUUAUUCUUCACAUCCUCCACCCCRCACUAUCGUCAGGGCAUGAAGUGUAGUAGCAACCCUCCCUGGCUGGGCACUGUCUGCUCACUGGAGCUGGACUCCUAGUUGUAUUCUAACGUUGCCUGGUGAAAGCAAAGGGCAAAAAGGAGGUCUGGUCCUGGCAGCUUCUCUUGUGAAAAGUAAUCGGAAAAACACUAAACUUGAUGGGUUUUACCCAUAGCUCCUAUAAAAGCGGGUUUUCUCUUAAGGCUUUUCUUGGGAUAUUGUCAUCCUUAUGGGAUUUGUCAUCAGGUCAGGAGGCCCAGUGUCCUAACUUCUGAUAUCACAGUAGGAAAGGAGCUGCUUCAAGCGCUUUUCCUGUUGAGUAACAUUUGAGCUGUUUGUGUGUGUUAGACAUUCCAGGUCAUUUAGAGCUAGGUAGCUGCUACAGGAGCUUUGGCUGUAGCCAGUUUGCUCUCAGCUGACUUCCUAGGCCAGUGCAGCAGGGCCAGAGAUUGCUGUAGUGUAAAUUGAAGUAUGAAUAGAUAAAUGCUUUGUACACAAAAAUGUAAUGAUGGUGCUAAUUUCAUGGUAUAAAUAAGCACUGCCAAGGGUUGAAGGACUGGUAACUUGAGAAAUCCAAACAGGUUCCUGUUUGAAAGAAAGAGAUUUCACAUAGCAAGAUUUCUUGGAGGCCCUGUGAGGGGUGGGGAGAAGGCAGUGUCUCAGUAAAGCCUGCACCCAGCCCUGGAGUGGUCCAGCACAAUCCAGAGGUGGAAGAGAUCCUGUAUCCAGAUGAAGGUGGCCAUUGAGUUUCUCAGGUCUGGGGUCACCUUGUCCGUAGCCUCCGUCCACACUGCCUGGAACAUGUUGGUAGAGAGCUCUGGGUGUGGGGUCUCCCUCCAUUACCUUCUGCCCCUCUACCUCUUCCACUCUUAUGGGAACACCUCUAUUGCUUAUGAAGAUUAAGGGUAUUAUUUCUUAAGGAAGUGGAAAGAGUUUAUUUUAAUUAGAAAUCCACAACCUCAGAAGAAAUGUUUCCUAUCAACAUAAGCAAAGCAACACAUGUUAAACUCUUCUGUGCUCCUUUCCCUAGGGCUACCUUCCCAGGAGUUUCAGAACAUUGGGCUACUGAGGGGCUCUAGGGAUAGCACUUGGGAUUUCAGCACAGCCUCAUGGACAGGGGCAAAAACAGGGAGCAGAAUAGAGUCCUGGUGUGUUAGGUUUCCAUGGCGGGCAGAACAAGCAGUCUUAAGGAUGAGGUGGUGCUGCCUGUGUGUGCAUGUAGGUGAAUGUGGAAGGUGGGUGAAUGCAGCACACAGAAGCUCAUGGAAGAGCAGCUUUCUAGGUCUUGGCAAAGAAACAAGCUGACAAGAGAUCUUUAUAUUUUUAAGAAGAGGGGGCAGGGGGUUCAGCCAAGGUCCAUCUCUGUUUUCCCCACUCCCCCACAGAUUGUCAGCUGGAAGUGAA